GUAGUUGACUCACUGCCCACAAAAGUUCAGUCACACACACACACACACUUUAUCACUCUCACAUCCACUAAGUUUGUGUAGACUUUGUUUUUCCAUCGUACAGGGACAUACACACACACCCUGAAUCUACUUCACAAGACAUCAGCCAGACUUUCAAAAUGGAAAACAAGGCUGAUGUCAAGGCCAUCAUGGCUCGUUUUCAGGGCAAUUCUGAUGAAAGGUCCUCCCCGACUCCAAGACACAAAGCUCCCGUCAACCACACCCUCUCAUCUGGUCCCGCCACACCGCCCAAGAAACCAGUCUUGGAGAGCCUCUCAGGCGGCACUUUAAAUCUAACCCCCAAACCCUCCUCCUACCUUAAAAGCGCAGUCACCACUAAAAGUGACACAGAGGUGCUUGGAGAAAAUAAAACAAAAGCUCUGGCUAGCAGAUUUAGCAAUACUUUGGAUGAGCCGAAAAAACGUUUACCUGACAGAGGUCAUACACCUCUGAAGCCGCUGGAUUCUAAACCUGAAGUAAAAAGUCCUGUACUGAAGCCCAAUCUCAAGCCUACUCUCAGUGCGACCCUUUCAAACCCAAAACCUCCUGGUCCCAAACCUACUCCACCGGGACUCAAGCCUACCUUAGUCAAAGAAGAGCACAGUGAAGGUCCGCCUAUCGAGCGCAACCCCCCAAAAGUGCCUCCGGUGCACCGAAAACCCAACAGCAGCAUUGUCAAAUUACGGCAACAUAGUGAAACCAGCACAGACAAACCUUCCUCUCCAGCAAAUUUCAAGGCUGCCCAAGAGGUUUUCAUCAAGGAGCAAGACAAGUCAGAGUCAGACCUCAACAAGGAGGCAGAGACCUUAUCGCCUGUUAAGUCCAAUCCCGCCGUCCCUCCUCCAAAACCCCCAGCUAGUAAAAAGCCCAGCAUUAAAAAGCCGCCGAUCGCCUCUAUUCCGAUCAACAGCGCUCACACCGAUUCGGAUACAGAGCCAAAACGCAACCCCCUUCCAAACGCCUUCAAACUGGGCCCUGCUCCUGCUAAACCUAAACGACCCCCCGAAGUAGACAUUGACGACUUCAGAAGAGCUGCUGGAAUUUUUACCGGAAAUGGCACUUUCAACAAAACAGCGCCCCCGAUUCCUCCCGCCAACCACACGGGCCGACCUCAGCAGCCUCAAAGUGCACUUCCAAGUCUGCCUGCACGACCUUUGGGAAACAUUGUGCACCAGGAUCAAUCCUAUGACGAUGUUGAUGCUGUGAUGAUCAACUCGCCCUCUCCUCCUCCUCUACCGUCUACAGCUCAUCCAAGCCUCAGGCCCAAGGAAGAAGAGGAUGAUGACAGCGGUGAUAUGUAUGAGCCGCUUGAUGAAACCUGGGACGAAUACGAUAAGCAGAGAGAAAUCGAGGAGAAACGACAACGUGAGGCUGAGAAGAAGGAGCAGAAGGGACGUGAGAAGAAAGAACAAGAAGCUAGAAAGAAAUUCAAGCUUGUUGGCCCGGUGGAGGUGAUUCACCGAGGCAAAGCUCGCGGGGACUACAAAGGCAGUAAGACAGAACUUGUGUUGAAAAGAGGCGACAGUCUGGACAUUAUUCGAGUCCAAGGCAACCCAGAGGGGAAAUGGUUGGGACGAAAGCAUGAUGGAUCCAUUGGCUAUGUGAAGACCGCAUUGAUGGACAUUGACUUUAACAUGUUGAAGAAUCAACCAGCUCAGCACGGCUCUAGAGAUGACAUUGACUAUUACGAUGACGUGGAUGUGGCCUCAUCGGAUAGCAGCGGGAUCAGUGGACAAGGAGUGUUUUUGCCACCACCUCCUGCGGAAAAUAAGGAACUUUACAAUGAUGUCGAUUCAGACUUGGAUGUGAACCCUCUCCAGCCCAGGUCGUUUGUUACAAAGACGUUCGGCCUCCUCAAGAUGUUUGAACGAAACAGCCUUCCGUUCAGCACUAAAGUACUGCCUCCACCCAGUCAGUUUGCACAAGAAGGAAAUCCAGUUGAUGAUGAGAUUUACUAUGACGUUGACGCACCGAGCCAGCCUCCCCUUCCGCCUAUCAGCAGCAUUCCAACCCUGAGAGGUAGAGAUAAGACGGACGAGAUUGACCCAAAGAAGAGCAAAAAGUUUGAGAAAGAAGAGAAAGAUUUCAGGAAAAAGUUCAAAUAUGACGGAGAUAUCCAGGUGCUAUAUCAGGUGACCGUCGACACCGCUCUGGCUAACAAAAAGUGGGGCGGGAAAGAUCUGGCGGUCAGAGCCGGGGAAAAACUUGACGUGAUUGUCAAGCCUGUAGACAACAAAAUGAUCUGUCGGAAUGAAGAUGGGAAAUUUGGCUAUGUUUCAACGUGCCAGAUUUCCAUGGAUGACGGGGAAAUUUAUGAUGACAUUGGCGAUGAUUGCAUCUAUGACAAUGACGAUGAAUGAAGAGCACCUUGGAUCCUAUGUAACUACUUGGAGUGUAAUAUUUAUUUUAAUUGUGCUCAGAAAUCCCCACUUGUACUUACUGUAUGUCUUUUAGAUGUGUCUUUUGGUAACUUAAAAACAGCAGUGUUUUAUCUUAACUUAUUUGAGAGAUUUGUUUUAAAAAGUGUUCUCAGCUAUACGUUUGCAUAAUGAUUUUGUAACAUCCUCAGAAAGAUGAUAUUUACAGUCUCUAAAUCAGGGGUGCUCAUUGCAUCGAACGUGAUCUACCAGUCAACCGCAACACUAGUGUAGGUAGAUGGUGACAUUUGGCAAAAAAAUGUACAAUUAUGUUGUUUGUCCAACAUAUGCGCAGUGGCGCCUCCAGAAAUUUUUCAUAGGGGUGGCCAGAUGGGGCCACUUAAAAUCUUGAGGUGGCCAAAACUAAAAGCCAUAAUUUCAGGUUUUCAUUAUAUUAUUGCAGUAAAAAGGUCAGGGGAAAACUAUCAGAAGGACACGGCUACUGAUAUACUUUGGUGUAUUGUGUAAUAUUUGAUGUUACUAAUGGUUUAAUGUGCAUAGUCCAUAACUGUCCAGUCAACAUUUUGAGUUCCACAACAAUUCUCUUUUAUUGCGUUAUGUAUAUAUUAGGAAUAAGGUGUACAUUUAACUAGGGCUGUCAAACGAUUAAAAUUUUUAAUCGAGUUAAUCACAGCUUAAAAAUUAAUUAAUCGUAAUUAAUCGCAAUUCAAACCAUCUCUAAAACAUGCCAUACUUUUCUGUAAAUUAUUGUUGGAAUGGAAAGAUAAGACAAGACGGAUAUAUACACUCAACAUACUGUACAUAAGUACUGUAUUAGUUUAUUAUAACAAUAAAUCCACAAGAUGGCAUUAAAAUGUUUAACAUUCGAAUAGAAACACUUGUAAUUCUUAAAAGGAUAAAUGCGAGUUUGUAUAUUGUGACUAAAUAUUGCCAUCUAGUGUAUUUGUUGAGCUUUCAGUAAAUGAUACUGUAGCGACUUAACUGUUCUGCCCAAAUGCAUGGUGGGAAGUGGCGCAACCAUGACUGUGUGUGGUGGCAUCAAAUGCUAUAUCUUCUCUGCGUUGGGUACACUACAGGGUGUUGAGAAAAAGAUCAACUCCUGUCAUUCUUCCCCACGUCGCUUCUCACAAUAUUUAUAGGUGCUGUGGCAGAGAUGACAAAGCUUUUGCCAAUUAAAAACACAGCCCCAAUGAAUGCUUGUAUCUACUCCACUCUGCCUCUUACCUCUGUAUAUACUGGACUGUCUCAGGAAAUUAGAAUAUUGUGUAUUCUAAUUUUAUGAGACAGUCCUGUAUAUAUAUAUAUAUAUGUGUAUAUAUAUAUAUAUAUAUAUAUAUAUAUAUAUAUAUAUAUACUGUA
This is a messenger RNA of Corythoichthys intestinalis (scribbled pipefish), 3776 nucleotides long. It is a transcript of the gene fyb1b, whose product is annotated as FYN binding protein 1 b. Lineage: Eukaryota; Metazoa; Chordata; Actinopteri; Syngnathiformes; Syngnathidae. The record is from RefSeq and is a predicted model, not a curated record. Gene Ontology annotation, biological process: T cell receptor signaling pathway; protein localization to plasma membrane; integrin-mediated signaling pathway. Bases 159 to 2399 code for a protein of 746 amino acids. Gene Ontology annotation, cellular component: plasma membrane. Gene Ontology annotation, molecular function: protein binding. The transcript has 19 exons.